AUGACCCCCAAGGCGGUGGGGCGCUCACUGCCGGGCGGUGAGCACAUGGCCUUACUGGGCGAGGAGGAUUCUUUCUGUGCUACACUUCUUUCCAGGGAUACUCUUGUCGUUGCCAUGUCCCGCGCGUCCAAAUUGACGCUGGCUGUUACCGGACUGGGCACUGCCGGCAUAGUCUACUUUGUGCACUGGGCACAGGAGCAAGACAGGGCGGCCAUGCAUAAGGGCGUGGAGCGAGACAUGGAGAAGCAACGCAUCCGAAAAGAGCGGCAAGCGGACUUUGAAAUUCAAAAGCGUCUCGAGCAGGAAUACCUCAAGCUACAGACGGUGCACAGCACUACCGACGAACAGAGUCCACCGCAUAAUCCGGGGACAUGA
Molecule: messenger RNA, 375 nt
Organism: Penicillium lagena
Lineage: Eukaryota; Fungi; Ascomycota; Eurotiomycetes; Eurotiales; Aspergillaceae
Product: protein PET117
Exons: 2
Coding region: 1-375 (124 amino acids)
Biological process (GO): mitochondrial respiratory chain complex IV assembly
Cellular component (GO): mitochondrion
Source: RefSeq, a predicted model, not a curated record